CUAACCCUGUCCGCCCGCGGGCCCCAGAGCUGCACUCACUGCCGGAGCCCGGGACGUGGCGCCCCGGGGAAGGAGGGCGAAGGGACUGAGCGAUGGCUCCGCGGGGACUCCCGGGGUCCGCCGUGCUCGCCGCUGCUGUCUUCGUGGGAGGCGCCGUGAGUUCGCCGCUAGUCCCCUCGGAUCACAGUGGCAGCCACCCGCUACCCUCCAAAACCGAGACGACGCCCUCGCCCACGAACAGCGCUGGGAAUGGACACCCGGAAUACAUCGCGUAUGCCCUCGUCCCUGUCUUCUUCGUCAUGGGUCUCUUUGGCGUCCUCAUUUGCCACCUGCUUAAGAAGAAAGGCUAUCGAUGUACAACAGAAGCUGAGCAAGACGUUGAAGGAGAAAAGGUUGAAAAGAUAGAGUUGAACGACAGUGUGAAUGAAAACAGUGACACUGUUGGGCAGAUUGUCCAGUACAUCAUGAAAAACGAAGCAAAUGUUGAUGUUUUAGCGGCAAUGGUAGCAGAUAACAGCGUGUGUGAUCCUGAAAGCCCAGUGACGCCCAGCACUCCUGGGAGCCCGCCGGUGAGCCCUGGGCCCUUGUCACCAGGGGGCACCCCAGGGAAGCAUGUCUGCGGCCACCAUCUGCACACAGUGGGAGGUCCUGUCGAGCGGGACGUGUGUCAUCGGUGUAGGCACAAGCGGUGGCACUUCAUAAAACCCACCAACAAGUCCAAAGAGGGCCGCCCGAGGCGCCAAGGAGAGGUCACCGUCCUCUCUGUGGGCAGGUUUAGAGUUACAAAAGUGGAACCCAAGUCCAAUCAGAAGGAGCGGAGAAGUUUGAUGUCGGUUAGUGGGACCGACAGUGUCAAUGGGGAGGUGCCGGUGACGCCUGUGAAGAGACAGCAGAGUGACGCAGAGUAGCAGGUAUGACUAUAUGUGAAGAGUUCUAAAAGACUAAGAACUUAAAACAUGCGAAGUUGCCUAGGGAAUUAUUUUUUAUCUUUUAUACAAUUUCUAUGGUAGAGUCUACAGGCAAGUGGAUGAAAGCUAAAAGGGAAUACUGUUGCUAUGCUGGAUACAGAAUUCAGUUUGCUUUGAAACAAAUUUUGGUUUAAAAAAUGUCUGAUGAAAAAUUUUAUUCCCUAUCCAAGGAGGAAAAGAGCUCAUAUUUUUAAUAUUCCCAACCACUGUCCCUCCCAAUCCCCCAUCCGUGGCCUUGGUGUACACACUGCAGCUUCUCCAGUAUGGCCACUAUGGACAGUGGAACUAUUUGUGUAUGGUCUGAGCUAAUGCUCAGAGUGUGUGUGUAUGUGCACGCGCGUGUGUACACCUGUCUGUGCACCUGUGCUUCUGUUCCCCCAACCCUUGGAUCUCAUUUUGUUACUGGUUGUAAGACGAUCCUCUUACAGUUUAACUGUAGUAGAAAAUAAAAGAUGGCAUCUUCGCUGGUGAAGGCUCCUUGAAGAUGUAGUCUAGCCCUGGGUACUUAAUCCCCCCCAAGAGAGUAUGGAGUUGGAGGGAACCAGAUGCUAGACUUUGGAUUCGGAGAUCAGAAAUCAGCACUGACCUGCUGCCAGCAUGCCACUCCUAGGUCACUCAUAAAAUAGUGAGUUUUUGUUUUUUUUUUAACUCAAGCUAAGCAAAUCUUAUUUAGCCAUUGGAUAAGGGGGAAAAUGGUUUCAAGUCACUCUAAAAAAGCCUUGUUUUAAUAACCCAAGACCAAGACAAAACAAUCUCCACUUCUAAUGUAAGAUGGGCCCGCACCUUCCUCUGGUGUGUUUUCCUUGGUGGUCUUCCUGUUCUCCAUCUUGUAGCUAGUCCCUGUUUUUAAAGGAUUCUUGAGGGUUACUUUCUCCUGUAGGCCUGGAAUAUGCCACUUUAAAAAAAAAAGCUGUUUACAGAACACCUGGAAGAACCCAGAGGUGAAGGAAGUAGUAUAUUUACGGUAGGUCUGGGCCAAGAGGAAAGAGGUCCAGGCGCAGGAACUUCUCCAAGACCUGCCUCAAUGUCAGUAUUGCUGUGGUGCCUCAGGGCACUUCCUUUAUUGCAAAAAGAAAACACAGUUCUCAUUUACUCCCAAAAGAUAAUUUUUAUGAAAAUGUACUUUAAAGUAUUAACUGUAAAUAUACUCAUUCCAUUCUUUUUCUGGCACCAGACUAAAAAUUUCUAACCUUUUAAGUGAAUGGUAGGUUCAAUUUCAUGUGAGUUUUUGCUGACAACUAAUUAAAAGGUGUAUGUGUGCCUGCAUAUACACAGUGGACCAGGAGAAGGCAAUAUGGAAAUAAAUUUCACUGUGCUCCAAAAAGUAGCAAUAUAAGAAUUUUUUUUGGGGGGGGAUGUGCAUUAGUAUAAAUAAUAUACAUGCAGUCUAGACCAGUAGUUUUAUAAAAAGGAAUUGUUUUUUGUUUUAAAAAUAUCAUGCCCUCAAAAUGAUGAGGGAUAAAGUGUAAGAUAUUCUUCAGCUUUAAUUAUUUUUUAAUUUUAUUCAGGUCAGAGCACUUUUUAAAAUAGCAAUACAACAGAUAAGAAAAUACUCAAAAUAUUUAAAAUUGUAUUUAUACCAAGAGUACAUAUGUUUUAAAUAUUUUCUAAUACUUGAGCAGUUGCUGUCUGACUGGCUUCCAAAUAUGCCAAGAGUUAAGCAUUCAAUAUAUGCGCUUUUUACUGGUUUAUAUUAUCUAAUAAGAAUCCUUAAGUGUCUCCAGUGCAACUGAUGUUUACAGGCCUUUUGUGUUUUUCCUCCUUCUUUAGAAGGCUUGGGAAGCCGCAACAAAGUUACUGUAUAAAACACUAAUGAUGGACUAACUUCUGAUGUAAUAAAUGAGUUGGCUACCACCUCGAUGUAAAAAUUUGUAAAGGGAAUUUUUCACCAUUUUGAGUGUUAAGUGUAUUUUUAACUGUCUGGUUUGUACUUCUACAACUUUUGUACUACCAAAGAAGAGUUAAAAAUAAAAAUGUUAAACACAGGGAGCUGUUUUUGAAUGAUCCAAUUGUUGGUGCCUUGGGUGCUGAAAAGUACAAUUGUGGUUGGUGUAAUUUAUCAAGCUUAAUUUCCUUAUGUCUAAAUUGUCAAGUGAUCACUUGGCUGACUUUGCUCAUUGGGUUCUUCCUCUUCCCAUAGUGAUAUCACCCCCUGAUUAUUAUUUUGUUUAAGUCUGAGGAUGUAUGGAAUGUAUGGCAUUUUGGAUGUAUGGAACAAUUGCAGAAGCAGUACCAAGAGUUCUUGUAUGCUCUUCACCCCGCUUUCCCUUACAGUAUCAUCUUACAUAACCAUUGAACGAUGAUCAAAGCUAAGAAAGCAACAUCAGUGUAACACUAUGGAUUAAGUCACAACGUCAUUCCAAUCUCACCACUUACCCCAUUAACAUCCUGUUCUGUUCCAGAUCGCCCACCGCAUUUAGCCGUUGGCUUCCUUAGUCUCUGACUUGUGAUUGUCCCUCAGUUUUUCAGGAUCGUCACAUGUUAGUGUGUACUCACCAGUUAUCUUAUAGAAUGCCCUUCAGCCUAAGUGUGCCAGCUGUUUCUCCUGAUUAGACCGAGGGUUUGCAUUAUAGAAAUGAUGCCCUUCCUCUUGCUCCAUAUUGGGGGGCUGUUGGGGGAGAACGUGAGGUUUGUAUGUAUCACUAGGGAUGUCAGCCUCCACUACUUGGCCCAGGUGGUGGCCACCAGCUUUCAUUUCUAUGAAGUCACUAGUUUUCCCUUCGUAAUGAAUAAGUUUUUGAGGGGAGAGACUUUGAGAUUGGGGCUUCCCAGGUGGCACAGGGUUAAAGAAACUGCCUGCCAGUGUAGGAGAUACGAGAUGUGGGUUUGAUCCCUGGAUCAGGAAGAUCCCCUGGAGAGGAAAUGGCAAUCCACUCCAAUAUUCUUUCCUGAAAAAUUCCAUGGACAGAAGACCCUGGUGAACUACAGUCCGUGGGAGUUUCAAAAAGACUCAACUGAUCGUGCAUGCGCGCACACAAACACUUUGAGAUUAGGCACAUCCUAUUUCUGCUUAAACUUUCACCCUUUAAUUUUUACCAUGUCUUACUUUAUUAGGGCUCCUAUAAAAAACAAAGGUGGUGGCCUAAAACAGCAAAAAUUUAUUCUUUCACAGUUGAGGAAGCAAAAGCCUGACUGUCCCACGCCCCGCCUUGCCUCUUGGUGCUUACUGGCAGUCACUGGCAUUUCCUGCUGUAUAGCUGCUUUGCUCCAGUGUCUGCCCCUGUCUUCACAUGGACAUCUUCUCUGUGCGUGGGCCUCUGUUCACUCAUCUUCUCAUGGGGGCACCAAUCAUUAUAUGGAUAUAGGACCCUUAGUAAUCUAGGAUAACUGCAUUUUGAUUACAUUUGCAAAGACCCCAAUUCCAAAUACGAUCAAUCAUCUCCACAGGAACCUGGAGUUAGAACUUCAACCUAUCUCUUUAGGGGACACAGUUCAACCCCCUGCACCAUCUAUUGGUGGGUCUUGCCUGCAGCUGUUUUUACUGUGGAGGGACUCUUUCAGGUCGGUGGCUGUGACCUUUUGAUAUGGCUCCUUCUCUUUAUUUCGUCUUCACUUUCUCUCUUUAUCCCUUUUGCCCUCUCUACCUUUCUGGAUACCAUAAGAUGCUCCAGGCUCAUCCUCUCAUCUUGUGCUUUUUUCAUCUCAGCCUUGGAAUCCACCACUAAUUGAGGAGAUCUGGCUCCCUUUAUUGGAGAAUGGUGUUUAGAAGUAGAGACCAGGGCACUAGGUGUGCUCAUUGAUGCUGGGGUGUUACUGCUUCCAGGCAUGCAUACACACACACACACCUCUUUAUGUAACUUUUUAUGUUUUCUUUUGGCUGUACCAUGUGGCAUGUGGGAUCUCAGUUCCUCGAGCAGGGAUCAAAUGUGUGCCUUUUACAGUGGAGUGCCAGGGAAGUCCCUAUGUAACUAUCUUUAUUUUUAAAAAAUUUAAUUAAUUUAUUUAUUUUGACUGUGCUGGGCUCUUCUCUAGUUGCAGCAAACGGAGACCACUUUCUCAUCAUGGUGCACAGGCUUCUCAUCGCAGUGGCUUCUCUUGCGGCAGAGCACAGGGUCUAGGGCUCACAGGCUUGAGCACUCGUGGUUAGCGGGCUCUGGAGCACAGGUUCAAUAGUUGUGGCACACAGACUUAGUUGCUCAAAGGCAAGUGGGAUCUUCCCGGACCAAGGGUAACCCAUGUGUCCUGCAUUGGCAGGUGGAUUCAUUACCACUGAGCCACCAAGGAAACCCUCUGUAUAAACUAUCUUUAGAACAAAAUAACUGCUGCCUCUGACCCCAGUCUAGCUCCACAGGCUUCCCUCUAAACUUCCCACUUUCCCCCUUUGUAAUUUUUCUCCAACAAUAAAGAAACCUGGCUCUUAUGAUCCAUGAUCUUUUUAUAUGUGUAUCAACUCUAGCAUAUGUAUAAAGUAGCUUGAGUAUAGAGCCCUAAAGAAAGAUUUCCAAUGAGAGCAUAGUGCCAUGUACUAUUCUUCUAGUUUUGAGCCUUAGAAAAUCCAGCCAGAAGCCCGUUAGCCAGAAUUACUUAGGUCAGCACCUUCGUUCCCCACCCCUUGGGCGUGGUUAUGUGAUUCAGUUUUAACACAGUCAUUUGUCAUCGUCUGCAUUCCAUCCAGGUUAAGUUUCUUAAAAUGUAUG
Messenger RNA from Budorcas taxicolor (takin), 5605 nucleotides. It is a transcript of the gene RELL1, whose product is annotated as RELT like 1. Gene Ontology annotation, biological process: positive regulation of p38MAPK cascade. The transcript is spliced from 7 exons. Gene Ontology annotation, cellular component: plasma membrane. The coding region runs from base 93 to 908 and encodes 271 amino acids. NCBI's taxonomy places the organism in Eukaryota, Metazoa, Chordata, Mammalia, Artiodactyla, Bovidae. The record is from RefSeq and is a predicted model, not a curated record.